CUCUCCCAGCAUUAACUCAAUUCUUUUCAUCCUCAUCAGCUUCUUCCACAGCAAUCAUCACCACACUCUUCUACACUCACCAUCAACUUGUUGCAAUACCAACACCACCAAACACCUUCAAAAUGCAGUUCUCCAUCGUUGCCCUCUUCGCUACUGGCGCUCUCGCCUCUGUCUCUGUCUGCCCGAACGGCCUUUACUCCAACCCUCAGUGCUGUGGUGCCAACGUCCUUGGCGUUGCCGCUCUCGACUGCCAUACUCCGAGAGUCGAUGUUUUGACUGGUCCCAUUUUCCAAGCCGUCUGCGCUGCUGAAGGCGGCAAGCAGCCCCUUUGCUGUGUUGUCCCCGUUGCCGGCCAAGACCUUCUUUGCGAGGAAGCCCAAGGCACUUUCUAAGGCAAACGCUGAUUUACAGUAAACUCUGCGUGAAGGCAUUGCAGGGUUUACAAUCACUCACUGGUUCGAGGGGCCCGCAAAAUUGGAGGAAUAUGGAUGCACAAUAGACAAGUUUGGAUACUGGAGGAUUAGCAUAAUGGAUGUUUGCGGGCAGGAUAUGGAUGUACGUAGUGUAGGACGGAAUAUAUAAAACGGCAUUUUACC
Molecule: messenger RNA, 596 nt
Organism: Trichoderma atroviride IMI 206040
Lineage: Eukaryota; Fungi; Ascomycota; Sordariomycetes; Hypocreales; Hypocreaceae
Cellular component (GO): extracellular region
Source: RefSeq, a predicted model, not a curated record